GCUCCGAGAAUCUACGUCACAAACUUGACAAUUACUCCUCCAGCUUGCGUCUCUGAACCUCUUGGAUAUUUGUGGUUCGUCAGCACAUGUAAUGUUUAAGGCUAAGUGAUUACAAGGGCCCUGUCAUACCAAGGCAGAAUGGACAAGAAGUGGUCAAGACCAAGAGAAUGUUGCCUGGUAUUCUUCUCCCAACAACCAACGGUUGAGAUAAAAUCUCAACUAUUAAGGCAGCCUGUAACUCCUCUUUUGCUCAAGCACAGAAACUGAGAAACCCGUGCUUUUAAACCACUUAGCUUAUGCACCCUUCUUGUCGAAUCGGCUCUGAAGUUAUCAACUCGUUUUCUGACGUAUCAUUCUCUUCGACAUGGCUCUCAAUUCAACCAUGCAGGGCGUUGUUUGGGAGGGUACGCCCUUCCAGAUGAACGUGACGAAUCUAGCAGAGCCUACCAUUCUCAAUCAAACAGACGCAAUUGUGCAAGUGACACUCUCGGCCAUAUGUGGUACGGACCUCCACACAUACCACGGAGUCUACGGCAGCCAGGAAGUUCCCUGGGUAAUGGGCCAUGAGGCUAUCGGAUUGAUCCAUGAUGUUGGAAGUGCCGUGAGCUCCCUGACGAUUGGCGAUAAGGUGGUCAUCCCUGACCAAGCUUCGGACGGUCAUCUCGAUAUGGGUGCCCCAGACCUAGUUGCUUUCGGUUUGGGGUUGGACUAUGGUCUUGCAACCGGCUGUCAAGCCGAGUAUGUCCGUGUUCCGUUCGCUGAUGAGAGUCUAAUUCACAUUCCCUCCAGCAGCAGCAACAGCUCCACCAACCUGACCGCUCCCAAUCUGGAUCUCGACUAUCUUUUUGUCUCGGAUAUCUUUGCGACUGGCUGGAGUGCUCUCGACUUUUCCGGUUUCGAAGCUGGUGAGUCGGUUGCCGUCUUCGGCGCUGGUCCCGUAGGUCUUCUCUCUGCAUAUUCUGCUGUCCUUCGAGGUGCGACUCGCGUCUAUCUAGUCGAUCACGUCCAUGAGCGACUCCGGCUCGGUGAGUCCAUCGGUGCUAUUCCUAUCGACUUCACUGCCUCGGACCCUGUGGAGCAAAUUCUCAAGCAUGAGCCCAAUGGAGUCCGUCGAAGUGUUGAUUGCGUUGGAUUUGAAGCACUAAACGGCAGUCUCGAGCAUCAAGAGAACGAAGUAAUUAUGAAUAUGGUAGCGGUCACAGCAACCGGUGGAGGCAUCGGCCAGGUUGGCGUCUUCUCAGCUUCUGCAGAUUCGCCCGGCACGCCUCUGGGGCGAACCAUGUCCCCGACUGUUCAAUUUCCAAGCUCGGACUUUUUCAAUAAGGGGCUGAGAUUCCAAGCCGGCGGAGUAGAUCCGAAGCAUCUGGCGCCCCAGCUAGUAGAGCUCAUUGAGAGUGGCAAAGCUCGCCCGAGCUUCAUUGUGAGCAGUAUUAUCGACAUUGCACAGGCGCCAGAAUAUUAUCGAAGAUUUGAUCAGCAUCAAGAAACCAAGGUUGUAAUUCAAUUCUGAACAAGGCAUCAACUUUUCAGCAUGCAUCUCAAGCCAUAUCCAGAGCGGUAAAGCUUCUCUGCACUUUCCUGCAAAUUAUUUCUUUGGCCUUGGAAUCGGUAGAUAUGAUACAUCCAG
Messenger RNA from Xylona heveae TC161, 1627 nucleotides. Its product is annotated as GroES-like protein. The record is from RefSeq and is a predicted model, not a curated record. Lineage: Eukaryota; Fungi; Ascomycota; Xylonomycetes; Xylonales; Xylonaceae. Gene Ontology annotation, molecular function: zinc ion binding; oxidoreductase activity. The coding region runs from base 365 to 1510 and encodes 381 amino acids. The transcript is spliced from 2 exons.